Molecule: messenger RNA, 1728 nt
Organism: Pezoporus occidentalis (night parrot)
Lineage: Eukaryota; Metazoa; Chordata; Aves; Psittaciformes; Psittacidae
Product: epidermal differentiation-specific protein-like
Exons: 1
Coding region: 518-1576 (352 amino acids)
Biological process (GO): visual perception; lens development in camera-type eye
Molecular function (GO): structural constituent of eye lens
Source: RefSeq, a predicted model, not a curated record
CCCGUGGAAGGACAAGGAGGGAGAGGUGCCAGCAUCUGCCUGGGCCAACCUGGAGCACAGCACUGGGGCAGCAUGGCUAUGCCAGGGGGGUAUGUCCUGCCCCUUCGGGGUCAUUGGGGUGCCAAAGGGGCUUGUCUCGGGGCGAGCCGGCAGUUCCUGCCCCACCGGCAACACUCACCGUAAUUAGCAGGGGCAGGGCGGAAGCACCGGCGCUAAUUGGGGAUGACUCGUUAGUGCUGGAGCGCCGCAUGCCCGGGGCACGGCUGGACUUUCCGGCACGGCUGGUCUGCGGGACCGGUUGACAUCCCAUCCCGGUGCACCGGGUCCUGGCUGGGUCCCCGUCAUCACCUCCCCUUCAUGUCACAGCACGUUCCGUCCCACCACCCUCUGUAAAAGACUGGUGGUGGUGGUGAGAGCAGGUGGAGGCAGGCAAAGAAGAAGCAGAGACAGGGAUAAGGGGCAGUUGGGGCACCAUUUGCUUCCCCCACGGAUUCCCUGGAGCCCCCCGCCGGGCACCAUGAACCGGAUCACGGUGUACGAGCACGCCAACUUCGAGGGGCUGAGCCGGGAGUUCACCUGCGACGUGCCCGACCUGCACGAGCUGGAUUUCGGGGACUGCAUCUCCUCUCUGAAGGUGGUGGGGCAGCCCUGGAUCGCCUACACAGACCCCAAGUACGAGGGGCAGCCGCAUGCCUUCGAGGAGGGUGAGUACCCCUCCAUAGAGCGAUCCAACAGCUUCUCAGCGCUGCGCCUUGUGCACCACGACCUGGGGGACCCCCAGAUCACCCUCUAUGAACACCCCAACUUCCAAGGUGCCUGCAAGGUGGUGACGGAGGAGACCAACUUGGCGUACGGGUACUUCAAUGACCGGGUGGCAUCUCACGUGGUGCAGCGAGGGGUCUGGCUGCUGUACCAGCACCCCGGCCGUGGCGGCUGGCACUGCCUGGCAUGGCCCGGUGAGCGCCUCCCUGACUACAAACUGGAGCUGAACUUCCAGUCUCGGCUGUCCCACCUGCGCCCGCUGCGGCCGGGGCGGCCCCAGGUCUCGGCGCGUCUCCUCUGGAAGGAGAAGCGGGUAGAGGAUGAGCGGGAGGUGCUAGUGGAUGAGGUGGAGGGGGUGAACGAGACGGAGUCGGAGCAAGUGCUGGCGGCCAGCAGCAGCCGGGAGUACGGCACCACGCUCUGGCAGAGCUUUCACUUCAGCAACGCCACCAGCCUUAAAGCCGGGCUGUCCUUCACACUCGCCGUGGAAGCCUCCAACAUCUUCACGGUGCAGAAAGGACACAGCGAAUCCAGCACCCGCCGGGAGCGGGUGGAAGUGCAGCUCCCGGCCAAGAUCCCCCCGCGUACGGCGCUCAGCAUCCAGGUCUUGAGGAAAGAGGUGACUCUGUCGGUGCCGGUCCUGCUCACCAUCACCCAGAAUGAAACCGUGCGUACGGAGAUGGGCGAGUACCGCAGCGUCUCCGGUACCAACAUCAGUGCCCGCUAUAGCUUGAAGCCUCUGUCGGCGGCAGGCAAGGAGCAGGCAGCCGCUGAGGGGACAGAGCUGGUGCCGGACACCGGGAUGGAGCUGUAGCUGUGUGGGAUCCCCGGAGACACCGGCGCUGCCUGUCUAUGGAGGAGCCAGGACUCGCCUUUUCUGGCCGUAUCCGAUGGCUCCAGCCGCAAGGAGCUGUCGGUGCCUCUUCCCUUUACGUGCUGCUUUUAGCCAAUAAACCCGUUUUCCUA